Lasiodiplodia theobromae is the source of this 1839-nucleotide messenger RNA. RefSeq lists its product as uncharacterized. The coding region runs from base 1 to 1839 and encodes 612 amino acids. The transcript is spliced from 3 exons. Gene Ontology annotation, molecular function: protein binding. NCBI's taxonomy places the organism in Eukaryota, Fungi, Ascomycota, Dothideomycetes, Botryosphaeriales, Botryosphaeriaceae. The record is from RefSeq and is a predicted model, not a curated record.
AUGGCUCCCCAGCAGCCGCGGUCGCCGCUGGACAGCAUCAAUAAAGACAUUUUCCAAGGCCCGCCCAUGCCGCUGCAGUACACCAGCCCUGUGGCCGCGUACCAGCGUCAGAGCCUUCCGCUCAAUCUCGUCGCCUUGAUAUUGUCAUAUAUCGAUGACAUUGCCGACCUCGCGCGCGUGACGCGCACCUCGCGGCUGCUCUACUACAUGACGCUGCCGCGCCUCUACGAGAAGGUGACGCUGCGGUCGUACAGCGAGCUGCGCUACAUGGACAAUGGCCGGCCCGAGGGCUACGGCAGCGGCAGCCCCUUCGCCAUGGGCCUGAAUGGCCUCGUCACCAAGAACGUCGCCCAGUACGUGCGCAGCUGGCGGCUGGCCGGCGAUUGGCGCGAGAGCGACGUCGACGACUUCUCCCGCGGCCGCGUGCCCGACAAUUCGAUGAUGCUGAAUAUCGCCGUGCGCGCCGCUAUGGAUAGGAUGGAGAGGAUGCAGAAUUUUGCCUGGGAGCUCAACACCAAGCCGCUCCAAACGAUAUACCAGGGUCUGCUCGCGUGCGGCACCCUGCAGUCCCUGACUCUGAAAUUUCCCAGCACUCGUAUUCCCCGCCCUACCGUUGUGAUACCCCCGCUCCCCAACCUCCGCGAGUUCACGGCCCUCGACAUCGACCCGCUGUGCUACCCAGAUGACAUUUCGGUCCUGCUCGCGCACUCCAAAAAGCUUGACUCGUUACACCUGCACUUUAGCCCGCGCAUGCGCGAUGCGGGCGAGGAAAGUACCAACCUCAAUGCCUAUUUUGGGCGAUGCAUCGCCAACAAGCAGCCGCUACGGCUGAAGCGCUACUCGAUGAUUAACCUGUACACGCGCGCGACCAAUGUCGACCUAGACGAGCUGAUCGACGUCGACGUGCUGGAGGAGAUCAACUUCAUCAACUGCAACACGCAGGACGCCAUCACCGUCUUCAUCGACGACACGUGGCGCCUGUUCGAGCCGCAGAAGAUCCCCAAGAACCUCAAGUCCAUGCGCGGCGACGUGCUCGACGCAAAGCAGGCCACCAUCAUGGCCCAGCUCAAAGGCCUCGAACGCCUCUACAUCGUCAACGCCCGCCGCAAGCCCGCCCGCACCACCUCCAACGGCGUCUCCCCCGCCGCCAACAACAACAGCAGCACCUCCGGCAACCUCUUCACCAACGGCUUCCCCGACCCCACCGGCUCCGGCACCUCCCACAACUCGCCCUUCGGCAACGGCGGCGGCGGCGGCGGCGGCGGCCCGCCGCAGCCCGGCACGCCCAUGAGCCGCGAGUCCGCGACCGUUGCCGGCGACUACCUGGCGGCCAUCACGCGGCACCUGGGCACGACGCUGCGCCACCUGCUGCUGAGCGACCAGUGGCUGCUGGGCGGCGACGUGCUGAUGCAGCUCGGGCGGGCGUGCCCGAACCUGGAACAGCUGGGCGUCGCGCUGGAAGAGAAGAACCCGGAGAACAUGCGGCAGCUGCUGCGGGGGUUGCCGCGCCUGUGGGCGCUCCGCAUCCUCAUCCGCGCCACGACGCAGGAGCUCGAGCUCAUGCAGAGCAUCUCGGGGAACCUGCACGAGCAGGUCAUUUCGUUCGAGCUGCGGCGCCGCGAGUGGGAUCACCUCAAGUGGUUGGGGAUAGGCGAUAUGGUGUUUCUUUGCGGCGGCGUCAGAGAGGUGCCUGGCGGCCCGCCGGCGAAUACGCCGAAGAGUCCGGCGGAUCCGACGAUGGGGGAGGAGUUGGGCGUCAGGCGGAUUGUGAAGAAGGUGGGGAAGGAGGCGGUGAAGGAUGUGGAGAUUUGGAAGAUGGAUAGUUUGGAUGUGAUAUGA